AUGGAUGAAGAGCAAAGGGCUGAAAAAGAAACUACGACUUUGGGUGAAGAAGAAGUAACAACUUUGGCUGAAGAAGAAGUCAUGACUACGGACGAGGAAGAGAGAGUUAAUGUUGGUGAAGGAGAGAAGACUCUCGGAGAGAAAGAUGCUGGUGAUAAACAUUGGAAUGAAGAAAGAAGUGUUGAAUCUGAUGAAAAUCCUUCACUUGAGGGAGAUGAUUGUGAAGUUAUAGUUGAAGAUAGAGCUGGUUAUAAGGAGUAUGAUCCAGUUCUGCGAUCAGAUGAGAACGAGUUUGUCGAUGUAGAAGAAGACUCUACACAGCUUGGAGAAAGAGCUUCUCAAAGAUCAUCACAAGUCCAAGAUUCUCAAGCAUCACAAGGAUUUGGUUUCUCUUGUUAA
This is a messenger RNA of Eruca vesicaria subsp. sativa (arugula), 399 nucleotides long. Lineage: Eukaryota; Viridiplantae; Streptophyta; Magnoliopsida; Brassicales; Brassicaceae. The record is from the annotation of a GenBank genome assembly.